CUGUCAGAGGAAAUAAAAAACAACCAUGUUUCCCCCUCAUGCAAAAGCAGUGAUACCCCAGUGACUACAGAGGAAGUAAAAGAAAUAGUGCAGACUGUGAUACAGAAGGAAAUGGAGAGCCUUUACAAUAAAAUGAGUAAAAGUAUACUAGACACAUUGAAUAAGCAACUAAAGGAUGUAAGUGAAGAAUUAUCAAAAGUAAAGGAAUCUAUAGAGUUUAUGAAUGCUGAAUUUGAAGAGUGCAAAAUAGAAAGUAUAGCUAUGAAAAAGAGUUAUAAAGAGCUUCAGGAUGAAAACUGCAAAGUAAAAUCUGCUGUUCAAGAACUAACGAUACGUGUCAACCAACUGGAGCAAAGCGCACGAUCAUCAAAUGCAGAAAUCCAAUGUGUUCCAGAAAGGAAGACGGAAAAUGUCUUAAAUAUUGUUAAGGAUAUAUAUUUGACAGACGGAAAGAACUAUUUUCCAAUUGCCCUUUGUGCUGUCUAUAUUCCCCCACCAAUUCAGUCUAGAGUAUUGGAAUGUUUUCUUAGUAACUGUAAUUCUUUGUUUGAUAAAUUGAAACAAAGGACUUGCAUAGUUGGUGAUUUUAACUUACCUGACGUUAAUUGGAAACUCGUCAAUGACUUGAAUAGCAAUUAUACUGCUUCCUUUAAGGCUCGAAGUCUUAUAGAUUUCUGUUAUAUUAAUAAAUUACGACAGUACAAUUUCGUCGAAAAUAAAAUGAGGAGAAUUCUCGAUUUAGUUCUAAUAAAUAGUUUACAUUGCACUGUUAAUGAGGCAAACGAUAUAUUGACCAUCAUAGAUCCUUUACAUCCUCCGAUUGAAAUACAACUACUUAUAUCUGAAACACGAAAACUAAAAUACAAUUCUAAUGUCAAAAAGCGCAAUUUCUAUAAAGCUGAUUAUGAAAAAAUUCGUGAACACUUAAGUAAAAUUAAUUGGGAUAUGCUAUUCAUGGGGCUAAAUGAUAUAAAUAGUAUUGUUUCAGUUUUUUACAAAAUUGUAAAUUUAGCAAUAGAAAAAUUUGUUCCAUGGAGUACGAUCAAAAGUGAUAAAUAUCCCAUUUGGUUUAGUCGAAGUCUGAUUAACGUAAUAAAGGAAAAAAAUAAGGUGAGGUGUAGACACAAAAAAUAUAAUAACGCAAUGGAUUUACUCAGCCUAAAGUUACUUAAUAAGAGAUGUGAUAAAUUAGCUAAGACCUGCUACAACGUUUAUAUAAAAUCUAUAGAAGAUAAUAUUGUUACAAAUUCAAAAGUUUUUUGGUCUUACAUCAAAAAUAAACGGCAUGGCAAUAGUAAGUAUCCGAGUGCAAUGUCUAAUGGUAGUGUGAUGACAACAGAUGCGACUGAUAUAUGCAAUCAUUUUGCCUCACAUUUCUCCUCAGUAUACACCGUAGACAAUCCAAAUGGGCUUAGACCGAAAAGAGGACCUGGUCCAGACUCUAUUUCACCCUAUUUCAUCACUGAAUGUGCCAUAGAACUGUCUACUCCUCUUUGUUUUAUAUAUAACAAAUCCUUACAAACAGGAUGCUUUCCAGAUAUAUGGAAACUCGCAAAAGUUGUCCCUAUACAUAAAGCGGAUGAUGAUACUUUAGUUAGCAAUUAUAGACCGAUCUCAAUAUUAUCAACCUUUCCCAAAAUAUUUGAAUCAUUAGUAUGUCCCUAUAUCCAAAAUUAUACAAAACAGUUUAUUACAGAUGAUCAGCAUGGAUUUGUCAAAUCUCGUUCGACUUGCUCUAAUUUAGUUACGUUUGUUGAAACGUUGGUAAAAACUGUAGACAUGCAACAGCAAAUAGAUGUAAUAUAUACCGAUUUCAGUAAGGCUUUCGACCGAGUAUCACAUGUUAUGCUUUUAAGAAAGUUAGAAACUUAUGGUUUUUCUGACCCUAUCCUCGCGUGGUUAAGGUCUUAUCUAAAAGGUCGAAAUUAUUUUGUUGUUGUUAAUGGAUUCAGUUCUGACAUAUUUCCCAUCACAUCCGGAGUUCCCCAGGGAUCACAUUUGGGGCCAAUUUUAUUUAACAUAUUUGUUAACGAUAUUCCUAAUUGUUUCUUACAUUCCAAUUGCUUUAUGUAUGCUGAUGACUUAAAAUUUUGUAAAAUUGUUAAUAAAUCGUCAGAUAUGAUACUUCUUCAGGAGGAUUUAACUAGACUUUCUAAAUGGUGUGAUGUUUAUGGAAUGACUCUUAAUCUAAAAAAAUGUGCACAUAUUAAAUUCACUCGCAAAAAUAAUAUUUUCCCAUCAGUUUAUACCCUCAAUGGUGUAGUUAUCCAGGAAGUGGAAACAGUUAAGGACCUGGGUGUAGUAUUUGAUAAAAAGCUUACAUUUAUACCACAACUAGAAAAUGUAAUUAAAAGAUCAUCUCAAGCAUUAGGUUUUGUUAUAAGAAAUAGUAAAGAAUUCCGUAAUGUUACCACAAAAAAACUUUUAUACUUCUCAAUUGUUAGAAAUGACUGUAAAUGUUCCCGGCCGCUCGAUGACUACAACUGGUAUAAGCCUCGGGACUACCGCACCAGUCCGGGCGUCUUAGCUUUGGAGAACUGGCGCCAGAACCCAUUCAUCUGGCUCCACUACGUUGAGAGCAACGAUGGCCUACAGCCAGCUGACUACGUUUUAAGGGCCCACGACACCUGCUUUUGGUCAAUCGAGGAUGUACAGCGCUAUUUUCGCGGUCAGCUACAUUGCGAGGAAGUGCUCUUCACUUGCGAAUAUCCUAAUCUUUCCUUGCCGACUCCUAUCGGACUACACUCUUGGAGGUCUAAUGUUGCUCUUAAACGGCCGUCUGCGAACUAUUUAAAAGAGUUCCACAGGUCUUUGGAAAUUACGCUCAAGAAAAUGGAAGCGGAACAAGCUCAGAUAGACCGGUUGAUUAUUUGCGACCAACUGAUAAAAGUUGAUUUAAUGGAUUACUUCAAGAGAAAAACUUUUUUUCGAAUUCUCUUAAAUAUAUUAAGUUGCCAGGACAGUCUCCAGCUGGUUUCCUUAGAGAACCUCCGCUGCUCGCGGCUAGAGGGCGUGCGAUUGAUCCAGCAACUUGCCUGCUUCAACGCUCACUCACUCAAAUACUUGUUUCUCUGGCAAUUCGUUCGGUCCGAUGAGAACCCUAUACUUGUGAACUACAAUUACAUCACCGGAAGCGGUGAAUACACGCCGCGACCUCAAACUAGUCAGUGCUUCUUACGAAGCCUGGGUGAACUGAGGAACCUGCGCGUGCUCGCACUGGAGUACGCUCAUCUUGCUGACGGUACGGGCACUGCUAUUGUCUCCUUGUUACCAGUCAUCAAAAGGCCCCACUUUAGACUACAGCUUAUAUGCCGCGAGGAGCACACCCCAGGUCGCGCAGACCCAUCUCUCGGCGGAGGCGGGAACGGCGUCCCGGAUUAUGCGUGGCGUCGAGUAGCUAUUGCAUGCCCUGACCUCUACUUAGUUAUGGUCUUUUAUCGUGUGCGAGAUUACGACUUCAUACGACGUUUCUUAAGUCCGAGCGUUCCUCUUAAAGAGGUCCAUCUGCAUCAAGGGAUACGGCUGGAAGGUGAAGACUUCGACGCUAGCAGCUUUGUCCGUCUCAUCGCUGGACACUUCGCGAGCUCGCUAGUUACACUAAGCAUACAGCAGUGGCGUGUAGCAGCGUUCCCGCUGCGUCGCACGCUGGAACUGAUGCCGACGCUGGUGCGAUUUUGCUACGUGGGUUGUCUGGAGGAAACAGAUUUACGGAAUAUGCUACUACUCGUCGCUUGUGGAGUUUGUCACAAACUUAAACAAUUGAAUGUGCAAGUACAAGACAAUGAGUCGAAGCGAGAAUACUGGAAGGGAGUUGUAAAGAGUAUUUCCGAUGAGUUCGCUGACGUCAUGAAACUUUUCGAUGUAGAUUUAUCUUUGAAAAUAUACAAAUGUUGA
Molecule: messenger RNA, 3894 nt
Organism: Parnassius mnemosyne (clouded apollo)
Lineage: Eukaryota; Metazoa; Arthropoda; Insecta; Lepidoptera; Papilionidae
Source: the annotation of a GenBank genome assembly